AUGAAGAUAUCCUAAUUUCUGGAAGUGCUGACUGUUCUAUUAAAUUUUGGGAAAAAACAAUCAGUUGGGAUUUUUACCUUAUUUUAAAUGGACAUUCAGGAAAUAUUCAAGGCUGAGUCUGAAUUCAGAAAAAAAUCAAUUAAUCUUAUGUGCUUAUGA
Molecule: messenger RNA, 159 nt
Organism: Paramecium octaurelia
Lineage: Eukaryota; Ciliophora; Oligohymenophorea; Peniculida; Parameciidae
Source: the annotation of a GenBank genome assembly